Molecule: messenger RNA, 881 nt
Organism: Ilex paraguariensis (yerba mate)
Lineage: Eukaryota; Viridiplantae; Streptophyta; Magnoliopsida; Aquifoliales; Aquifoliaceae
Source: the annotation of a GenBank genome assembly
CCAAGCCACAACAACAACCCAUUUAUAAACCAAAGACCGGUGGCUCAAGAAAUCAUUCUUCUUCUUGAAAUCUUUUAUUUGCACCUACAGAUCCGCCUUUAGAUCAAAACCCAGAGGAAAGGAAGAAACAGAAACCAAUCCUAGACAGAGAGGAGAGAGAAAUGGAAGGAGGAGGAGGAACAGAAGCUUUUCCAGAUUUAGGAAUGCACUGCCAACACCCGGAAUGCAAUCAACUCGAUUUUCUCCCAUUUAAUUGCGAUGCUUGUCGCAGGGUUUUCUGUGUGGAGCACCGAUCAUACAAGUCUCAUGAAUGCCCCAAAUCGGACUACAAUAGCCGGAAGGUAUUGGUCUGUGAAAUUUGUUCCAUGUCAAUCGAAACCACCGGUCACGACAGAGAAGAUGAAAAGUUGAUGCUGGAGAAACACGAGAAUUCCGGAGAUUGUGACCCGAAGAAGAAGAAGAAACCGACGUGCCCAGUCCGGCGGUGCAGAGAGAUAUUGACGUUCUCGAACACUUGCACUUGCAAGGUUUGCCAGAUUAAGGUUUGCCUGAAACAUAGAUUUCCAGCGGACCAUCCCUGCGGCAAGAACAUAUCAUCAUCGUCGGUGGUCAAGAUCAGCCGUGAGCAAGCCAACAAUAGGUUUUUGGUUGCUUUGGCGUCAAGGAAUGGGAACGAUUGUGGAAAGAAGGGUCGUGGUGGUUCGGCGUCUUCUCCACCUAGUACUCCUACUGUUAGAGCUUAUUAAGAUUGAGACAACGUUGUUGGGAACUAGGUUUAUUUGAAUUACAGAUUGUCUAAAAUCAUGAAUGAAUUGUUAAUGGAUCCUAAUAUUUAUUAGGCCUACCAUCGAUUAAGUUUAUAAACUAAGUCCAAAUGCAAA